Molecule: messenger RNA, 1971 nt
Organism: Fusarium redolens
Lineage: Eukaryota; Fungi; Ascomycota; Sordariomycetes; Hypocreales; Nectriaceae
Product: Tim17/Tim22/Tim23/Pmp24 family-domain-containing protein
Exons: 7
Coding region: 1-1971 (656 amino acids)
Cellular component (GO): cytosol; COP9 signalosome
Source: RefSeq, a predicted model, not a curated record
AUGGCUAUGUCAUCUUCGCUGGAAGUGUUAAAGAACACGCUGGAGGAGAUUGUUAAGGACCCGCGAUACCAUGAUCUCUUGUCUUUAGUCAAGACGGCGCGCAAUGGUAUUAUCUACGGAACCAAGGUGCGGUUUCCGCAUGCGCUGGUGAUGGUGUUUCUCUUCCGCUCUGGAACAUUCCCACAGAAAGUCAACCUAGUCCUUCGAGCGACGAGACAUCAUGCAACCAACUUGGCGCGCUUCGCCCUUAUUUAUAAGCUGACCAUGCUUGCGCUCAAAUACUUUGGUGCCGAGCCAGGAAAGGAGGGAACAUACGACUCCUUCGUUGGCGGUCUUGUGGGCGGAUACUUUGUCUUCGGCGGUCGUUCCAAGCGUACGGGAAAGAUCUCAUCAGUCAACCAGCAGAUCGUCAUCUACGUCUUUGCGCGAGUGAUGCUCGCUCUCGCCCGUAUCGCCGUGAAGCCAGGCCACGGAUUCCCAUUCGUGUCAUCCGAGCCUCUUCAUGGAAUCAUUAAUCAAUAUGCCUGGCCUGCGUUCGCGUCGCUCUCAUGGGCUAUGGUUAUGUUGAUCUUCCGAUAUCAUCCCGAGGAGCUUCAGUCGAGCUUGAGAAGCAGUAUGACUGAGCCUCAACUUUACCUCCAGGCUGCUAUACCUCCACCUCAGUCCAUCACUUUGUCUCUUUCAAACUCCUACAGACCGACAACCAUGGCACCAAAUCCCAAAGUUGCGGAGGCGAUCUCGAAUGCCGAGUCUUCCUCUGGAGAGAAGGGACCUCUCUACGAGCAACUGCUCUCCGAAAUCAAGAACAUUUCAUCCCCGUCCACCGCUACCGACGACCUAAAUGCUAUCAUCGACUCCUUCUUUGGCCAGGCGCUCGGCGUCGUGGCUACGCGGACCGUCCUCGCGUCUUUCAUUGCGACACUCCGAGAACUAAAGGACGAGGAUAUGUGGAUCGGGGUCGGAAAUCGUACGCUAAACACCAUCGCCGCUCAACCAUCAUCUUCUUCCUUCGUUGAUGCCGUCGCCACGAUCCGUGAGCUCAUUGCUACGGCCCACGAAAGCAACGGUGACUUCCUUGAUGCUGCAAAGACUCUGGCCGAUAUUCCGCUCGAUAGUUCUCAGCGCAAGAUCACCGAUGAGGAAAAGGCUCGCACAUGGAUUCGCAUCGUUCGAAACUACCUCGAAGUGGACGACUCUACGGCCGCCGAGAUGUAUAUCAACAAGCUCAAGAACAUCAUGCAUACCGUAUCUGAUCAGGAACUGAACUUGCACUUCAAACUCUCACAAGCCCGUAUUCUGGACGCUCAGCGUGACUUUUUAUCCGCAUCUCAACGAUACCACGAGAUCAGCUUCUCGCCUGCGAUCGACGAGGAGGAACGCCUACACACGCUCAGUAUGGCGGUGAAGUGUGCUGUUCUAGCUCCCGCUGGUCCCAUGAGAAACCGAACAUUGAGUCGCCUUUACAAAGAUGAACGUUCUUCGCAACUUGAGGAAUUUGGUAUUCUGGAAAAGAUGUUCCUUGACCGGCUCUUGUCUCCUGAGGAGGUUGACAAGUUUGCAGAGGGACUCCAGCCCCAUCAACUAGCAACUACUUCAGAUGGCUCGACGGUACUUGCCAAGGCUGUCGUCGAGCACAAUCUUCUCGGCGCAUCCAGACUUUAUAGCAACAUUCGAUUCGAGGCCCUGGGAACACUAUUGGGCCUGGAUGCUGAUAAGGCUGAAGAAACUACUGCACGCAUGAUCGAGCAGGGCCGUUUAGUCGGACGUAUAGAUCAGAUUGAUGGCAUCGUGUACUUUGAGGGUGGUGAGGCAUCUGGAGAGAAGGGGAGUGGGCGAGCAGAAAUCAUUGUUGGCAAAGAAAUGCGAAAUUGGGAUGCCAACGUUGAGAGUUUGGCUGAGGAGGUGGAGAAUGUCACCAAUGCGCUGCAAAAGGAGUUUCCCGAAUUUGUUGCCGCAACCCUUGUUGUAUGA